UGACCUUGUUAGCUUUCUUCUAACUGCACCCUUCUUUCUGUCAUAAUUUGUUUUCAAUUGUUGUUGAAGAAAUGCAUUCGGAGCUUGAGACUUGGACAGCUUUGGUUGCCAUUUUGUGCUUUCUGGGCUUUAUUCUGAAGGAGACAGUUAUGGGAGGGAAGAGUUCAAAAGGGUCUAAUAGGGAACAUGUUUCCUCAUAUGAAUAUGCUGGUUCUUCAUCUUCAUGGGAUAACUAUGGAAGAUAUCCAACACAAUCACCACCAUACCCUCAGCAAAAUCCAUAUCAAACGCCUCAUCACCACCGUGCAUCAGCAUCAGCUCCAUUUCAUGAUUAUGGACAACCAAAAAGGAAGUUGGAUAGGAGGUAUUCCAGGAUAGCUGAUGAUUACCGUUCACUUGAUGAGGUUACUGCUGCUCUUGCAAAUGCUGGGCUGGAAUCUUCUAAUCUCAUUGUUGGCAUUGAUUUCACAAAGAGCAAUGAGUGGACAGGGAAGAGGUCAUUCAACAGAAAAAGUUUACAUGACAUUGGAAGUGGUCAUAAUCCCUAUGAACAAGCAAUCUCUAUUAUUGGGAAAACUUUAUCUGCUUUUGAUGAAGAUAACUUGAUUCCUUGUUUUGGAUUUGGAGAUGCUUCUACACAUGAUCAAGAUGUGUUUAGUUUCCAUUCAGAUGAGAGGUUCUGCAAUGGGUUUGAGGAAGUCUUAACACGAUACAGAGAAAUUAUUCCUCACCUCAAACUUGCAGGACCUACUUCGUUUGCCCCAAUUGUUGAAAUGGCUACGACUAUUGUUGAGCAAAGUGGUGGCCAAUACCAUGUAUUGCUAAUAAUUGCAGAUGGACAGGUGACCCGAAGCAUCGACACACAACAUGGCCACUUAAGUCCACAGGAACAAAAGACAAUAGAUGCAAUAGUAAAAGCCAGUCAGUAUCCACUGUCAAUAGUUUUGGUGGGAGUUGGAGAUGGACCAUGGGAUAUGAUGAGGGAAUUUGAUGAUAACAUCCCUUGUCGAGCAUUUGACAAUUUUCAGUUUGUGAAUUUUACUGAAAUAACGACGAGGAAUGUAGAUUCAGCAAGAAGAGAGACAGAGUUUGCUCUUGCAGCUUUGAUGGAGAUACCUUCUCAAUAUAAGGCAACCAUUGAGCUUGGCUUAUUAGGUGCACGGAGGGGAUAUUCACCAGAUAGGGUUCCUCUACCGCCGCCUCUUUAUAACCGGACUUCUUCCAGCAUCGGCGCAAAAUCUUUUCGGUCAAACAGUUUUCAGCAAAGUGUACCUACACAUACUGGCUAUGAUAGUGGUGUUCACACAGAACCAUCUACAAGUUCUUUAUAUGAUAAUAAGGUUUGCCCCAUUUGUCUCACUAAUGGAAAGGAUAUGGCCUUUGGUUGUGGGCAUCAGACUUGUUGUGAAUGUGGAGAAGACCUCCAAUUCUGCCCCAUAUGUAGGAGCACAAUCCAUACUAGGAUAAGGCUUUACUAGUUAACUUUGCUGUAGACCUGCUUUCAAUGAAAUUUUCAUUCAUUGCCAGAAUAAGGUUAGCCAUGAACGUUUUGAUAACGUCAAAAACUGAAUGUUCUGUUGAUACCAUAACUCAUAAAUUAACAUGAUUUAUAAGCAGGGUCGCAAAGAGAUGUGCAGAGUUGGUCUAGGUCUUUUGAUGGAUGGGUUUCUUGUGCAUGAAAACUUACAUGCCCAGUACGAAGAGUUGUUUAUAGAAAUAAAGGACCUUAACCACCCCUUCUUUUGUAUAUAUGGAGUUUGUGUGUAGACCUCAUGUUUUAAAGU
Gastrolobium bilobum is the source of this 1784-nucleotide messenger RNA. Its product is annotated as E3 ubiquitin-protein ligase RGLG5-like. The record is from RefSeq and is a predicted model, not a curated record. Lineage: Eukaryota; Viridiplantae; Streptophyta; Magnoliopsida; Fabales; Fabaceae. The transcript is spliced from 12 exons. Bases 72 to 1478 code for a protein of 468 amino acids.